ACUUCUUUUGGCUGCCGUGAGUUCACUGUAUUGUAAAGGCUACUGUGAAUCCGAGAGGAGGAGGGGGGGGUUCAUUUGCCAAAAAAUCUCCCGCUUGGGUACACAUCCGGAGUCUCGACGAUCAUAAUUUAACGCACCUUUUUUACCUUUUAAGAGACCGAGUUUUAUUGUUUUUAUUAAUUUAUUCUAUUCCUCGUAGUUUAUGGUUUACACUCCGGGAGGGCAGAAAUGGCGGCCAACAUGUACCGGGUCGGAGAUUAUGUAUUCUUUGAGAACUCCUCCAGUAACCCGUACCUGAUCCGGCGGAUAGAAGAACUCAACAAGACGGCCAGUGGGAAUGUGGAGGCCAAGGUGGUGUGUUUCUACAGAAGGAGAGAUAUUUCCCACAGCCUCAUCCAGCUCGCAGACAAACAUGCAAAGGAGUUGGAAGAAGAGAAGGAGAGCCCGACAGAGACAGAGCUAACAGAAAAACAGAAACACCAGCUUCGCCACAGAGAGCUCUUCCUCUCCCGGCAGUAUGAGAGUCUACCUGCGACACACAUCAGGGGGAAGUGCAGCGUCGCGUUAUUGAAUGAGACUGAAGCCGUUCUUUCAUACCUUGACAAAGAGGAUACGUUCUUCUACUCGCUGGUUUACGACCCAACACAGAAGACGCUGCUGGCCGAUAAAGGAGAGAUCAGAGUGGGACCGCGCUUUCAGGCAGACGUACCUGAAAUGCUACAAGAGGGUGAGGCAGAUGACAGGGACCAGUCCAAGCUGGAGGAGAGGCUGUGGUAUCCAGAGUGUCCACUCACCAGCAAACAGAUAGACCAAUUCUUAGUGGUGGCACGGGCGGUCGGGACCUUUGCUCGAGCGUUGGACUGCAGCAGUUCUGUUCGACAGCCGAGCUUACACAUGAGCGCAGCUGCAGCCUCACGAGAUAUCACGCUGUUCCAUGCGAUGGACACGCUGCAUCGCCAUAAUUACGACCUGUCGAGUGCGCUGAGUGUACUGGUCCCAGCGGGCGGCCCGGUGCUCUGCAGGGAUGAGAUGGAGGAGUGGAGCGCCUCGGAAGCUGCUAUGUUCGAAGAGGCGCUAGAGAAAUACGGAAAAGACUUCAAUGACAUCCGACAAGACUUUCUGCCGUGGAAGUCUCUGACUAGUAUCAUAGAGUACUACUACAUGUGGAAGACCACAGACAGAUACGUGCAACAGAAGAGACUGAAGGCAGCAGAGGCAGAGAGCAAACUGAAGCAGGUGUAUAUCCCCACAUAUAACAAGCCCAACCCCAACCAGAUCUCAAUGACCAAUGGCAAGAUGGCGACAGUGAACGGAGCGGGCCCUGGGGCCUACCACGCAGCAGGCGGGGGCAGAGCCUGCGAGAGCUGCUAUACCAUGCAGUCGGCCCAGUGGUACUCAUGGGGGCCUCCCAACAUGCAGUGCCGCCUUUGUGUUUCCUGCUGGAUGUACUGGAAGAAGUACGGAGGCCUGAAGAUGCCGAGCAGAGCGGAGGGCCCAGAGGAGAGGACCUCCCCCAGUCCAGCAGCGAAUGAGCCUCGCUCACGGGGCCACGCUCCUCGCCAGUCCAACCACAUGGUGCCGAUGCGAAACAGCGGCAGCCCCAAGUCCUCCAUGAAGACCAAGCAGGCUUUCCUGCUGCAGGCAACCCGCCUCACCAAGCUGGCCCGGCACAUGUGCCGUGACAUCAUCAGGCUGCGCCGUGCCGCGCGCCGGCCCUUUGUCCCCAUUAACUGUGGGGCCAUAAAGGCAGAGUACAUGUUAAGGGUGUCGGAAGGUCAGGGAACUCGCCUACCCAAAACCAGGGCCGCCCAAAGGAGCACUCUGACCAGUGUUCUGCAGUUUCUAGAGUCCCGUCCAGCAGCCCACGCCCCUCGCUCCCACCGCACACCAGGCCUGCAGACGCCUCCCCCUCGACGCCUCCUCUCCUCUCUCCCACACGGGCCCCAUGGCAUGCUGGGAAAGCGCAGCUACCAUCACCACAGUAGGGCUGAGCCGGACAGGCGUUCAGAUAACCCUGGAACAACAGCUGGUCCCCUCCUGCAUAACGGCCGCAGCAGCAGCAGUGGAAACACCAGAGGCGGAGUGAUGAUCCGUAAGAGACGCCCCAACUGGAUCGAUGCCCCUGACGACAGCUUCUUCCUAGUCACCCGGGAGACCAGGAGGGCCAGGCGGAUGCUGUCCCGCUCCCAGCUGAGGCACGCUUGUCGGCAGCCAUGCGAGCAGAUCACCCUGCGCAGGGUCACCCAGGGCCUGCCGCAGGGGCUCGUCCUCGCUCCUCCGCACCCCCACCCCAGCCUGAGGAUGCGAGGCCCCAUUGUAAUCCACGACUGACCCGACACGGACCCUCCGACCCCCCGACUGCAUAAACAAAUUCUCACUUCCCAUUAAAUUCCAUUUUUCUUUAAAGGGAUAGUUCUUAUUUUGUUGAUGUGUGGUUACAUGAGGUACUUCUUACUUACAACCCCAAUAUUAAAAAAUCUGAACUAUCCCUUUAAAAUGCCAUUUUAAUCCUGAACACUUCAACAAGCUGUCUUGGCAACAGAAGGAUGUCAUGAGCUGUGAUGCAAUAGAAACAAACACCUGACCUGACUGCUGCCUGUCUCUAAUCCUGGGAAUGUGUUUGUAUGUGUAAAUACUGUAUUUGGGUGCAUGUAAGUGUGUGAUGGAAAGUGUGUGUGCCUGUGUGUGUGUGUGUGUGUGUGUGUGUGCAGGUGUGUGCCAACAACACAUGAGAGAGCAAGGGGAUGUUGACGUGUUAGUUUUUAUGGAUGGACAUAACGACAGAACUUUGUGUGACUUUUUUGUGUUGAUGGUGAAUCGUUGUGAAGUUUUAUCAGUUUAUACAAAGGUGUUCUGGGAGUGGGCUUGGGUGGGGGCGUAGAAAGGUGAAGUGUCCUCCAGGGGGACCUUAUUGCAGGAAGAACUGGUCAGAAAGUCAACAGUGAGAGAUAAAUUAUAUUUUUUUUAAUUCUGUUUGAAUUGCCAUGAAUUACACAUAUGUUUGUCAGUUUAAAAGAUUAUGUUGCAAGUCAAGAAAGCUGCAGUUUAUCUCAAGUUUUGUUGAUUAUUGCGAAUGCACAAAUAACACAGUCGAUGCUGAGACGAUAUAUUGUGCAGCAAUAGUACUAUAGUAGUUAUAGUUGUGAAACCGCUCAGUGAUUGCUAUCUACAGUCAUGGAAAAAAAUUAUUAGACCACCUUUGGACAAAUAUAA
This is a messenger RNA of Centropristis striata (black sea bass), 3213 nucleotides long. RefSeq names its product metastasis associated 1 family, member 3 (gene mta3). Gene Ontology annotation, biological process: negative regulation of transcription by RNA polymerase II. The transcript is spliced from 19 exons. Bases 229 to 2331 code for a protein of 700 amino acids. Gene Ontology annotation, molecular function: transcription corepressor activity; transcription coactivator activity; chromatin binding. Lineage: Eukaryota; Metazoa; Chordata; Actinopteri; Perciformes; Serranidae. The record is from RefSeq and is a predicted model, not a curated record. Gene Ontology annotation, cellular component: NuRD complex; nucleoplasm.